Mangifera indica (mango) is the source of this 2797-nucleotide messenger RNA. Its product is annotated as probable disease resistance protein At5g66890. The record is from RefSeq and is a predicted model, not a curated record. NCBI's taxonomy places the organism in Eukaryota, Viridiplantae, Streptophyta, Magnoliopsida, Sapindales, Anacardiaceae. The transcript is spliced from 5 exons. Gene Ontology annotation, biological process: defense response to fungus. Gene Ontology annotation, molecular function: ADP binding. The coding region runs from base 221 to 2632 and encodes 803 amino acids.
CCAUCUGAAGUAAAGAAUACGAUUCUCACAUGGUGAAAUGAAAAAUAAAGCUAACUUUCAAGUGAUUAUAUUCUUUAGUUCUUCUGUGUGUUUCCACUGAGAAAACGGAACAAGGCUUAUUUAAGAGAGGAAGUAAUAUCUCAUUCUUUAAUUUCUUCUUAAUUUCUUCUAAAACUCAAACUGAAUUUUAUUCAAUUCUUAGAAUUCGGAUUUGUUUGUUAUGAUGGAUGUUGGACAAGAUGCCAUUGGAAUGAUCAUCGAUAAGCUAUUCGAAGCUGUUGUAGAGGAAAUUGCUAAAGCAGUGAUGUUCAAGGCUCUGUUGGAGCAACUGGAAUCCACUUUAGGGUCUGUAACUCCUAUCGUCAAGGAAAUUCAGAAGUUAAACCGAGAAUUGGAUCGGCCUGCGGAUGAAACUGAGAAGUUCAUUAAGAAAUUGGAACAAGGCGAGCAACUUGUACGCAAGUGCUCAACAGUUAGGUUUAAUUGCUUUAAAAGAAUCUAUUACGCUCACAAACUUCAGAAUCUGGAUGCUUCAAUUGUCAGGUUCUUUCAGGUUGAUAUGGCCGCACAACAGGCGAGAAUCACCAGAGAAACACUUGUGAAAGUCCAUCAAAUUCACGACAACGUCAUGGGACUCGAGGGUAAAGCGUUUAAAAUUAGUGGAGCCUGCUCAGUGCCUGAUCCUCCGGCGGUUACCUUUGGCCUGGAUGAUCCAGUGGAGGAGUUAAAGAUGAAUUUGCUUGAAAAGGGCAUGAAAGUGAUAGUGGUGUCAGGUCCUGCAGGAUCUGGGAAGAGUACAUUGGUUAAAAAACUUUGCAAAGAUGAUAAAGUCAAAGGAAAAUUCAAGAACAACAUUUUCUUUGUCACUGUGUCUAAAAGGCCCAAUGUGAAGGUCAUUGUACAGAAAAUAUGUAGACAUAAGGAUUGCAAUGUGCCUGUGCUUCUAACAGAUGAAGAUGCAUUUAAUGAAUUGGGACGAUUGCUGAACCAAAUACAACCAGAGCCUAUAUUGUUGGUCCUUGAUGAUGUAUGGUCUGGAUCAGAAUCCAUUGUGCAAAAUUUGAAGUUCCAAUUGCCUGAUUACAAGAUAUUGGUGACAUCAAGAUUUGUAUUCCCACAAUUUGGUCUUGGACAUAAUUUAAAACCAUUGAAUGAAGAAGCUGCCAUGGCUCUUUUUUAUCUUUCAGCAAUCUUGCCAGAUCAGAGCUCUGACAUUCUAGAUCAAAAUCUUGUCUUUCAGAUAUUGAGAGCCUGUAAGGGAUCUCCACUGGCCCUUACAGUAGUUGGCAGAUCACUCUGUGGACAGCCUGAGGAAGUCUGGCAAAUGAGAGUGAAGGAAUGGACAGAAGGUGCAACUAUUUUCCAUUCUAACACUGAUCUAAUUUUUCCUCUCCUGAGCAGCUUGGAUGCCUUAGAUAAUAAUAUCAAGGAGUGUUACAUGGACCUUGGUUCAUUUCCUGAGGACCAUAGAAUUCCUGUUACUGCCCUGAUUGACAUGUGGAUGGAACUGUAUAAACUGGUUGAAGAUCGUUAUGCGAUUGUCAACCUCAAUGAUCUCUCCAAUCGAAAUUUGGUUAAUCUGGUAAUCACAAGGAAUACUGCCAGUCAUAACGGCUGCUACAAUGAUCAUUUUGUUAUACAACAUGAUCUUCUCAGAGAAUUGAUCAUCUAUCAAAGCAUGUCGGAGCCAAUUGAAAGGAGAAAAAGACUAUUCAUAGAGAUAAGUGGAAACAGUUUUCCUGAGUGGUGGUUAGAACAAAAGCUGCACCAAGUUAAUGCCCGCCUCUUGUCAAUCUCCACAGAUGAAACAUUCUCAUCCAACUGGUAUGACAUCAAAGCACCUUCAGUUGAGGUUUUAGUUCUAAAUAUUCAGACAAAGGAGUACACCUUGCCGAAUUUCAUGGAGAUAAUGGACAAAAUGAAGGUCUUGAUAGUCACAAAUAAUGGUUUCUUCCUUGCUGAACUAAACAACAUUCAGAUUCUUGGCUCAUUAAGCAAUCUAAAGAGAAUUAGACUGGAGAGAGUUUCACUUCCUUCCUUUGACAUGACAACACUACAUAUGAAGAAUCUGCAGACAAUAUCAUUGGUUUUGUGCAAUGUCUUUGAGGCUUUUAGGAAUCCCACCUUCGACUUCUCAGAUGCAUUUCCAAAUCUAAAGGAGAUGAACAUCGACUAUUGCAAUGAUCUUGUGGAAUUUCCCAAUGGGAUAUGUGAUAUCGGCUCCCUAAACAAGCUCUGCAUCACCAACUGUCAUAAGCUGUCUCAGCUGCCUCAGGGAAUUAGGAAUCUCGUAAACUUACAAGUGCUAAGGCUUGCUUCCUGUGUUGAAUUGAAAGCGUUGCCGGACACAAUCGGAAACCUAUCUAAUUUAGACUUUCUUGACAUAUCUGAAUGUCUAAGCAUCCAGGAAUUGCCAAUGCAGAUUGGUGAAUUAUGCAGUUUAAAAGCUCUUAGCAUGAGAGGGUGCUCUAGUUGUGUGCUACCGGCUUCCACUACUAAUCUCAAGAAAUUAGAAGUUGUGAGAUGCGAUGAAAAGACAGCCUAUAACUGGGAAAAAUUCGAGGCCCAUCUAACAAAUCUAAAUGUGGAAGUGCUCAAAGAAGAUGCCAACUUAAAUUGGCUUGACAAUUAACAUUUCUGAGAUUUCUUUACAUUCAUUUUAUACCAUAAUUCAUCAGUGAAAUCAUUGAGUUGUAAUUGUCAUUUUGGACUCAUAGUAAAUACACAGAAAGCAAUGGAAAGUGUUGAUGUUUAGCAUUGAAUUUGAUGAAUGAAAGUACAAAAUUGUUCAUACUAA